AUGGUUGUUAAAGAGAAUAAAGAAGGGGAAUCUGAAUUAAUUUUACUUGAUGAUAUUAUUAAAAAAUCACAAGAAUUAGAUUUCGAUGCCAAAGAAAGAAUACUUCUACCUUGUCCUCUUCAGUGUCCCGCUCAAAGCAAGUUUAAGAUAUGGUUAUUGUAA
Diversispora eburnea is the source of this 162-nucleotide messenger RNA. The record is from the annotation of a GenBank genome assembly. NCBI's taxonomy places the organism in Eukaryota, Fungi, Glomeromycota, Glomeromycetes, Diversisporales, Diversisporaceae.